AUGAAUAACGACAGUUUCGUCUGGCGCCACGGAGACCGUACCCCAGUUUGGGACUACCCCGGAGACCCGAAUGCAAAUUAUUCGUGGCCGGCCGGACCCGGGGAGUUGACACCGCGUGGAGCCGUGCAGCACAAACGUCUGGGCAGGAUUCUAAGAAACAUAUCUUUCUGCGCUCCACCGCUCUUCCAAAGAGCAAUUUCCUCCGCUCAAGCCGAUAUGUCAGGAUUUUUUCCAAAUCUCGGGAAUGGUAGCUUACCGGAACCCUCCUACCGAGGCCGCAUCCCGAUCCACACGUUUCCGGUCAAAACUGACCCGGCUUUUGUACCCUCCUGCCCGAAUUACGAUAUUAAACAGCAAGAAUAUAUUGACUCGAUGCGACCGGAAGUGAUGCGUAAAUUUGGGCACCUGAUCGAUCUCAUCUACACCAAAACCGGGCUGAACGUGACGUUGAACAGCUUUGACCCUUAUAAUAUCUACGAUUUGUUGCAUAUACAGAGGGACAUCUACCAUCUUACUGUACCUGAUUGGGUAACCCCACAAGUGAUGUACGACCUGAAGCAGUUCAGUAUCUGGAGGAUUAGUACGAUGGUUGGAUUCGGAAGUCCACCAUCUACAGAAAUUAUUCGAUUUAAAGGCGAAAUGCUCAAGGAAAUCCUGCAGCGCUUCGAAGACAAACUGGCUUGUCUCCAGAAUCCCCAGACCCCGGAUGCAAAUUGCUCUUUCCUGGGCCCGCUGAAGUUUUAUGCGUAUUCCUCGCAUGACACGACGGUCUGCAGCGUCUUGGCGUCAUUAGGCAGUUAUCCGGCAAUACCAGGGCACUACACCCAUUACACAAUUUGUGUGGUCCUGGAGCUGUGGAUGCGAGACGGAAUACCGUAUAUCAAGAUCAAGCUCCGCCCAACUCAGUGGGGACAAUUCCACAUUUUCACCCAAUUCACCACCGGGUGCCCGUCGGAUGAAUUUUGUGACUUUCAGACCUUCAAAAACCGGAGCCUCCCGUACUUGCCGAGAAACGUGAAGCUGGAGUGCGGCCUGGGA
This is a messenger RNA of Mesorhabditis spiculigera, 1038 nucleotides long. The record is from the annotation of a GenBank genome assembly. Lineage: Eukaryota; Metazoa; Nematoda; Chromadorea; Rhabditida; Rhabditidae.